UUUCAUAUGUGCUUGUAUGUAUAUUAUGUGAAUAUGUGUAUUUCCAAAUGGAUCAACACAGCUACUGAUGUAUUUGUAAUUUUUAAAGACCAAAACUGAGAUGCACUUGUGCAGCUGAGUUAGCAUAAGGCAUCCAUACCAAAGCAUCUGGAAGGUUUUUACAUGAUUAGAAGAUGAAUAAUGGUGGAGGCAUUGACAAGAUGCAUUCUUCUUCUUGUAAUGUGUACUAGUAAAUUCCAUAUAAAGAUCAUAACUCCUUUUCAAAAGUGUUUUUCUUUCUAACUGCAGUGAGAAGUUGGAGAGCUAACAUCUUGACAUCAUAAUUCCAGCAACCAGGGAUGUACUUUUGUUUUUGAUUGUUAUAUAAAUAAAUAUUUAUACUUUAUAGAUAUUCAGAUAUUCAGUGCUUGCUUAUUGGCUAUAUAAAUGGAAAAUAUAUGGAUUCCAAGGUGCCAAGUAAAGAAGAUGUGGGGCUCAAAUAGAACCACAGUGAAUGAAUUUAUUCUUCUUGGCUUUACCAAUCAUCCUACAUUGCAGCGUCUUUUCAUUGUGAUGUGUCUUGUCAUGGCUCUGGCCACAGUAAUUGGAAAUAGUCUCAUUAUCUUUCUGGUUUGGAGUCACUCCAACCUCCACACAGCUAUGUAUUUUUUCAUUGGUAAUCUCUCUUUGCUGGACAUACUUUUCACAAUAAUCACUGUCCCUCAGAUGCUUGUACACAUAGCUUCUGGAGUCAAUAAAAUUUCAUUCAAUAGAUGCAUGGCCCAACUUAACAUGAGUCUUUCCUGUGGAAUGACUGAGUGCUUCAUUCUGGCUUUCAUGGCCUAUGACCGUUAUGUGGCAAUUUGUCAGCCUCUAAGAUACCCCACCAUCAUGGGAAUACGUGUAUGCAUGAAGAUGGCAGGGAUCUGCUGGGUCACAGCAUUUUUUAAUGCUUCUGUACUGACAGCCAUCACUAUCAGUUUUCCUUUCUGUGGACCCAAUCAGAUUAAUCAUUUCUAUUGUGAGUUACCUGCAAUGCUUCAACUGGCCUGUAUGGAUACAUAUAUGGCAGAGGCACUCAUUUUUGCCCUGAGUGUGAUUGUACUCAUGCUACCUUUUACCUUCAUAAUGGUUUCUUAUGUCCACAUUGCCAGAGUAGUGCUCAGCAUGCUCUCAACUAAAGGUCAUCGAAGAGCCUUCUCCACUUGUGCUACCCACCUUACUGUUGUUACAUUGUUUUACACUACCAUUGGCUUCACUUACUUAAAGCCAAGAUCUCAUCAUGUAGCAGACCAAGAGAAAAAGGCCUCAGUCUUUUAUGCUUUGGUCUCUCCCAUGCUGAAUCCCAUCAUCUAUAGCCUGAGAAACAAGGAUGUUAAGGAAGCUUUGGUCAAAACAAUGGGGAAAGUCAGCUAAGUUACAAAUGUUUUUUUUAUAUUUGAAC
Molecule: messenger RNA, 1423 nt
Organism: Crotalus tigris (Tiger rattlesnake)
Lineage: Eukaryota; Metazoa; Chordata; Lepidosauria; Squamata; Viperidae
Product: olfactory receptor 2G3-like
Exons: 2
Coding region: 427-1395 (322 amino acids)
Biological process (GO): G protein-coupled receptor signaling pathway
Cellular component (GO): membrane
Molecular function (GO): olfactory receptor activity; G protein-coupled receptor activity
Source: RefSeq, a predicted model, not a curated record